AUGAAUGGAAAUGGCAAUCGAUUUGUUGCUCGCUUUUUCACAAUGGGAUUGCUACUUUUGAUCAUUAGUCUCCUAUCAAACCUUGUCGUGGUGGAAGGAUGGAUGGUGACGGAAGCUCCAAUGGUUUCUCAUGGUCAGCGGAGACGACCUGAUUUCGCUGCAUUUACCAUCAAAACUCAUAUUUCGACGUCCACGACUCGUCUAGAGGCAAAGGGGAAAAACAAGCGUCGCAACAGGGACAAGAAUGCUGAGACAAUGGGCGAGGAGGACGACAAAAGACGAUCAGAUGGCAAACGAAUUGGUCGAACGCGCAAGAGUAUUGAUCCCAACAGCAACAAUGGAGGCUUCCCAAAAAAGAAAAAAGGCAAACCUCAGAGUAAAAAAAAUGAGGGUACUGAUCCAACGGAAACCCAACAAAUAGUCACUUUUGACCAGCUUCAAACCAAACGGUGUUGGCUUCGAUUAGAAACAAAAACUAACCCUUCGCCGCCACCGCCAGCUGGUCUUCCUCUAGACAUCUGCCUUGUCGAAAUACAGGACAAUGCCUGGUGGAAGUCCCAAGAAGAGUUCCAAUCCUCAACCAUAGAUGGCGAACAGAAGGAUCACGAGAAGAAGAUAAACAAUCCCUAUGGGACCCGUGUCUGGCCACCAUCUUUGGCACUAGCAGAGUUUCUUUCGGAUUACAUCUUGACACCCACAGACCCGAUUAUCAGCGAAAGUAAUACUACGACCACCCGCACUACACCGUCCUACCAAGUGCUAGAGAUUGGAUGCGGGACUGGUUUGGUGUCAAUGGCAGCCGCUUUGUGCGGAGCAAAAACAAUGGCGACAGAUGUGGCACCAAUGACACUCCGAUUAUUGCAACAAGGAUGGUCAGAGACUUGUGACAAGCAACGUAAACACAAAGAAAAGAUAAAGGCAAAACAAUUGCGACCGCCGCUGCCUGAAGAACAAGGCGAUGACCCUUGCAAGAUCAUGGAUGGAAACUUGGAAAUGGCACUCUUUGACGUUACUUCAUCGGAUCCUUUGCCCUGGCCAAAAGAAGCAAGUGACAGCAACGGUGCUGACAAACCACAACGAAUUCUAGUCGCCAGCGCAGUAUUCUACGACGCCUCUUUGGCCAAGGCUAUAGCGCAACGUUGCUUCCAUGCUUGCCAUGAAGAGAGAGCAUGGGUGAUACUGGCGGAUGACGACACUGGCCUUCGAGAAGGCGGCCGGGAGGUAUUUGAAGUGGCAUGGGAACGCUUGGUUGCAAACGACUCUAGGAAAAAGAAGAAAAAGAAGAGUCCAUGGGUCCAUACGACUGUGGAACAAAAGACAGUUUUUGGAUGGGUUAACAAACCAGUGCAAUUGCUACAUUUGAACUAUCCGGAACACCUCCAGUUCCCUUGA
Cylindrotheca closterium is the source of this 1392-nucleotide messenger RNA. The record is from the annotation of a GenBank genome assembly. Lineage: Eukaryota; Bacillariophyta; Bacillariophyceae; Bacillariales; Bacillariaceae.